This is a messenger RNA of Bombus pyrosoma, 2295 nucleotides long. RefSeq names its product lachesin-like (gene DIP-lambda). The transcript is spliced from 12 exons. The record is from RefSeq and is a predicted model, not a curated record. NCBI's taxonomy places the organism in Eukaryota, Metazoa, Arthropoda, Insecta, Hymenoptera, Apidae. The coding region runs from base 301 to 1626 and encodes 441 amino acids. Gene Ontology annotation, cellular component: neuron projection.
UUUAAGGCUACGGCCAAGGAUUUCGUCGUUUGCCUCGUUUUCGUCGCUUUCGUCGUUUCUCGAGCGUUUCUUCGAACGCUUCCUCGAACCCAUCUCCGAGCAGCUUUUAAUCGGAUUCCAGUGACUACUCAAGUUGUGAUAAUUGGUCAACGAUGAAGCCAUCAAUUUGAGCCAUUCAAGGUGCCAACGCUAGCUAGUAUCAGUGGAAAGCUGCCGGCGGUCUACGCUUCCCCUUUUAAUGAAAGUGUACAAAUCAUCAAGUAGUGUGCCAAACUGUCAUCGCAAAAGUGGUUAAUUCUCAUGGCAGCACGGAAACUCGCAGCCCUCUUCACCGCAGUUCUGCAUCUUUGCUUAUGUCAGAUAACUCCAGAGCCAUUGCCAGAAUUUUUAGCUCCUUUGGAGAAUCACACAGUGAUCCAGGGCCGUGACGUCUUCUUCACUUGCGUCGUCAAUAAUUUACAUUCAUACAAGGUAGCUUGGAUGAAAUCCGAUUCUCGAGCAAUCUUGGCGAUACAUACACAUUUAAUAGCGCAUAAUCCACGGCUCUCAGUUACACAUAAUGGGCACAAUACGUGGAAGUUACAUGUGUCAAAUGUUCAAAAAAAUGAUUCCGGUGCUUAUAUGUGCCAAAUAAACACCGAACCUAUGCAAAGUCAGAACGGUUACAUGGAAGUGGUAAUACCACCGGAUAUAAUGGACGAUAAAUCUGCCGAGGGUAUGGUAACUCACGAAGGUGGUGAAAUAAGGUUGAAAUGUGUUGCAACUGGCUCACCGCAGCCUACUGUCACAUGGAAACGAGAAGAUGGCCGGAACAUUAUUCUUCGCGAAGAUGGACAGAAACAAUCGUUAAAAACUUAUGUGGGUGAAACGCUAGAAUUGACUGGAGUUCUUCGACAAGAAAUGGGCACUUAUCUUUGCAUAGCCAGCAACAAUGUGCCUCCGACAGUCAGCAAACGUUACUCUGUACAAGUUCACUUUCCACCUGUUAUAAAAGUAACAAAUCAGCUAGUAGCAGCACCGGUCGAGAGUGAUGUUGUUCUUCAAUGCCAGGUAGAAGCUUCGCCACAAGCAUUAAAUACUUGGCAUCAAAAUACUGGUGAAAAGCUGCUGCCCAGUGAAAAAUAUAAAAUGUCAGAAUACGCGUUGAACGAUUACUCUUGGCAGAUGAAUCUUACUGUCAAUUCUCUGGAAAAAAGGGACUUUGGAGAAUACGUUUGCUCGUCCGUAAACGCUCUUGGAAAAGCCGAUGGUAUCGUUCAUUUACAAGAAUUACAUCUUGUUGCGAAAACAACUCCCAGUCCUUUUGUGAAAAUCACCGAUCAGAAACCAUCGAGAAAGAAACCUAUACUAAAAGGGAGAAAGAAGAACAGCAACAGCAACGGCAGAAGAAUCCAUAUGGGCAGCUUCGACGAUUUCGAUUCCUCUGGAAACGACGACGAUUUCAGUACUACGCAAAUCAUGGGUGGUAGCACACUUCAGGAAGGCCACAGAACAGAAAGGCCAUUGAUAUCGCCAUCGCUACCCCCACCUUGGGUGAAUAUAAACACAGCCAAUUGCAGGCAUCAUUUAGUACCGAUCACGCUAUUCUUUCCGUUAUUCAUCUUAACUAUGAUAUUUGUUCCUUAAAAUAUACAUUCUUACGAAAAAAAGUUUAACAACGAAAUUCAUGCAGAUAAGAUUGGAAAUGAUACGGGAAUACUAUAGAGAAUAAUAAAUAUAUUUAAUUCGUUCUUCGUAGCACGAGACUAUGAAAAAAUGCUUGUAUUAAAAUAAAAAAUGUGGUAUUGCUUUUUACGAUUGGUACAUGUGACGGAGAGAAAACAAUUUAUAUAAUAAGUAUAAUAGGUAUAAAAUUUUAUUCAUGUUACGUGACAACAAUAAUCCGACUUCGAACGAUAGCACAAUUUAUGUUUAUCCAAGAAUUAUAGCAAAAGAAACAUAAGAACUAAAUGAGUAAGUUCUAUGACAAAUUUUAUUAUCGAUUCUAAAGGAAAACUAAUAUUUUUAAUAUGACAAUUUUAUACUAAAAGACACAAGAAUUGAAACAAUUAUCUAGAAUUCUGUAUUGAAAUUUUAAAAAGUUUCUUCUUAACUAUCCAAAAAAUAACAAUCAUUAAUAAAAAAAAUCUGUAAAUUAUUCGUGCUGUAUCUUAAUCUGGAAUACUGAUGAACGUUUCUAACGCAUAAAACAUACAAAACGUUAUGUAAUGAAUAAUGAAUAUACAUAUAGUACGUAAACAUAUAAUGGUACAAGUUACAAAGUACGUGUGCAAUAAUUACAAGGAUGUUAUAAAU